AAAUAACCACAAGUAGAAUUUUACAUGAAACAUGGAGACUUUAUGACAGAAAACAGGCAACAUGUUUGCAGACUCUUGUUAUAGGAUUAAGUGAUAAGUUGUUUGUUUUCUUGAAUGUAAUGGAGUUGAAAAAUUGUUGUCUAGAAUCAUAUACAAUCUUUGAAGUUGUAAAUUUUUACAAAUCUGAAACUUGGAAACUUCAAGCCAAAUGCAAUAUUGGUAGCUUAAAAGAUGCAAUGAGGAAAGGCAACAUGGCUGUACAUGGGCAAAUGUUAAGAGAAAUUGACAAAGUAGAUUUAAAUGAUCUAACAUAUGAUGAUCCUAUAAGUAAUGGCAUAGUUGAUCUUAAAUGUGAUCGUUUUCUCAUAAAUGAGGAUAAUUUUGAUGUUCUUGUGCUUUCUGGGAAUCACCAAAAGCGAAAAACAAUUAUUUUAACUUUCUUUGAAAUAGGGAAUACUCUCAUUAUAAACAAGUUGACAAGUGAAAAAGGUGCAAGAUUUAAUUUCCCUAUAUCAGAAACUAUGAUAUCAUUAUUCAAUGAAUCAGUUCAGGAAGUGGAAGAUUUUGUUGACUUUGAGGCAAAAGGACCUAAUCCUAAUACUAGACCAUUAGGCGGGACCACAAUUGAAUAA
This is a messenger RNA of Entrophospora candida, 632 nucleotides long. The record is from the annotation of a GenBank genome assembly. NCBI's taxonomy places the organism in Eukaryota, Fungi, Glomeromycota, Glomeromycetes, Entrophosporales, Entrophosporaceae.